AUGUCCAAAAGGAAACGAACAUUUAGUGGUCGAGAGAAAAAAGCCAAAGAAAGAUAUAGGAAAAGGAGAAAACGGGAGGAAAAACCACGAACUCUUACGUAUAGUCCAAUUACUAAAUCAUGGGCUGCUCAAAAAAGAGAGGAACAAAAAUUGACUUUACAAAAUGAUCAUCAUCUUUAUGAUAAUACGUCUUCUACAAAGCUAGGACACCCCUCUAAGCUUCAACCAACUUCUCCGAAUGGUAACUGUUUCUUCAAUGCACUAUCAUUUAUCCUAACUGGAACAGAGAAGUUUCACAGCCAAAUAAGGGCAAAUGUGUGUGAUUUUAUUUCUACUCACUCUGCAGACUUGCAAGAAUUUUUACCAAACACCUGUCAAGGAGAUGGAAAAAAAUAUUUAAAUGAUUCAUCAAUGAGAGUGAUAGGUACUUGGGCGUCAGAGACAGAAAUUUUUGCAGCUGCUUACAUGUUAAAUACAGAAAUUUACGUCUAUACCAAAUAUGGAUGGCAAUGGAAAUGGUUACGACACAGCCCACCUGAACCUGCAAACACUUUGGGUAUUUACUUGUAUCAUCAUAAUUUGAAUCAUUACGAAGUCGUUCUCGAAGUCGCUAAACAAAAUUCAAAGAAUCUGAAAAACCAAGAACGUUAUUUUUCAAAUAGGGAAAAUGAAAGGAAUCGCAAAAGAACAAAGUAUGCUAGUGACUCUUCUGCGCGUGAAGCAAAGAAACUUAAAAUGAAAGUUAAAUACCAUAGUGAUGUUAAAAGCAGAGAAUAUAUCAGGAAGACAAACAAUGAAAGACAAAAGAAGAAGUACAACUCUAACACUGCGUUUAGACGUAAACAAAAACAACGUGUGAAGCACCAUUAUGAAACAUCAAGCACAUAUAGAAACCUUAAACUCAUGUUAUCACGAAUGAGAUACCUGUCAAACGCAGUGUUUAGGCAAUCAAUUCAAAAAAUUGCAAGAAAACGGUACAUUGAGGACUAUACCUAUCAGAACAAAAUGAAAACUGCAUCUAAAAAGAAGUACAAGACCAAUACAGGCUUUCGCCAAAGUGUGAAAGAGUCAUCCAAGAAGAAGUACAAGACCAAUCCAGGCUUUCGUCAAAGUGUUAAACACUCGUCUAAGAAAAAGUACAAGACCAAUCCAGACUUUCGUCAAAGUGUUAAACAGUCGUCUAAGAAGAAGUACAAGACCAAUCCAGACUUUCGUCAAAGUGUUAAACAGUCGUCUAAGAAAAAGUACAAAGCCAAUCCAGACUUUCGUCAAAGUGUUAAAGAGUCGUCUAAAAAUGUGAAAAACUAUUCUAAACAAAAAUACAAUGAAGACAAAGACUUUAAGCAGCAUGUGAAGUCAUACUCCAAAAUGAAAUAUAAAGUAAACGCAGAUUUCAGACAAUGUGUCAGAGCUUCGUCCUUGAAAAGAUACGCAUCAAGACCAUUAUUUCGAUACAAGCUGAAGAAGUAUCUCUCUCAUCAAUAUCACAGCGAUAGGAGUAUAAAACGUAAGAAAAAAGAAACUGUCCGACUAAGAAGAAAAUCCUUAGACAAAGCCUUGCAGACAUUUCUGAGAAAUAUAGGAAAAACUCCGAAAUACACCUGUACAGUAUGUGCACGAAUAUUGUUUAAAGAACAAGUUAAGUUGUGCAAUAAAUCUAAAUAUAUAGAAAGCAAAUAUGCAGAAAAUGCUAAGAAAUGUUUGAUAGGAAACUUUGUGUGCGACUCGAAAGAAUGGAUAUGCAUAACCUGUGACAAACAUUUGAGCUGUGGCAACAUGCCCCCUCAAGCUCUUGCCAAUGGAUUGCAUCUCAAUCCAAUGCCGGAGGAACUGAGUAGCCUGAACAGUCUAGAAAGGCAACUAGUCGCACUUCGUAUUCCAUUCAUGAAAAUUUUAUCACUACCCCGUGGUGGACAACGGGGUGUGAAAGGCCAAGUUGUGAAUGUACCUUCCAAUAUUAACAGUGUAACGUCUUCACUCCCUAGAAGCAUAGAAGGUGCCCAGAUGAUUAAAGUGAAACUGAAACGAAAACUAUCAUACAAAGGAUAUCAACAGUAUGAGUGGAUACGUCCUACAAAAGUCAUAGAGGCUGUCAAAUACCUUGUGGAAAAUAACUGUUGGUACUCUCAAAUUACCUUAAACGACAAUUGGUUUGACACAAACAAUGAUUCGGACUUAGUACGGGAGGAGAAUAUGCAAGAGAGCUCAGAUGAUGAAAACCCUCACGAUACACAAAGUGCAGACUCAGAAAGUGCAGAAAGUGAUUCACAAGAUAAAGAUGCACAAAUUCAUCCAAUAGAAACGUGCUCAGAACCUCUUGAUCUAGGACAGGAAUUUCUUGACACAGAUAACAAAAUUUUCUGUGUAGCACCUGGUGAAGGGCAAACGCCACAAAGUAUUUUUCAAGAAAAGGGGGCAGAGGCAAUGGCAUUUCCAGCCCUUCUUCCAAAUGGAAAAUACGGGUUUUCAGAAGAAAGAAAAAUAAAACUUUCACCCUCAAAAUACUUUAACUCACGCCUGUUUUGUGCUGACACACGUUUUGCAAAAGACAAUAAAUUUAUUUUCUUCGCACAGUUUAUGAUAGAGAUGAGUAACAUAAAAUCAAACUUAUCUAUUGCUCUGCGAAAAGGAAAGGCAAAAACAGAUGAUGGGAAAAAAAUAACAGCCUCAAUGCUUACUAAUUCAGAAAACUUACAACAGAUAUUAAAGACAGACGCUGGAUUUCGCUUUCUACAACCCGUAAGAGGCUCGCCACCAUACUGGCAAAGGACCAUGAAGGAUCUAUAUGCAAUGAUUCGUCAACUAGGAAUACCAACAUGGUUUGUGACUUUCUCUGCAGGUGAAACGCGUUGGGAAGAGACAAUUGAUGCACUUAAGAACAAAAAUGAUAUUCGACCUAUACAAGAUAUUGAAUGGACAGAGAAAUGUCAACUUAUUAGAGAAAAUCCAGUUAUGUGUGCAAGACUAUUUAAUCAUCGGGUACAAAGACUUUUUACCGAUCUCAUCAUGUCUCCUGCGCAACCAGUUGGAGAAGUCACUGACUUUUUCUAUAGAACAGAGUUCCAACAGCGUGGUUCCCCACACAUACACUGUUUGUUGUGGGUAAAGAACGCUCCAAGACUAGGCAAAAACACAGACAAAGAAAUUUGCUCGUUUGUCGAUAAAUACAUCACCUGUUCUCUGCCUGAUCCUGAAAAAGAUCCCGAUCUUAAUGACAUUGUAAAAGCAGUUCAAAUGCACAAUAAAUCACAUACAAAGUCAUGUAAGAAACAUUCUACAACAUGCAGAUUCAACUUCCCAAGACCUCCCAUUUUGGAGAGUUUUAUCGCAAAAGUGCCUGACGACAAAGAUACAACAAAAUUUAAAGAGGGAGGAUCAGAUAUGCCAACUAUAGAGGAAAUAAACAAAAUGUGCAAAGCAGCAAAUCAAAGAUCACCAAAACAAAUAGUAAAAGAUGUAUGGAGUAUCAUUAGCUCUACAGAGAAUGUAGAAGAAUCAACAAUAGAUAACAUCCUACAGUCAUGCAACGUCUCCUACUCAGCAUUUGUAGACAGUUUGAAAACUAUCACCAAAAGAAACUGCAUAUAUCACAAAAGAGGUCUAUCUGACACUUGGGUAAAUAAUUACAAUCAAACCCUACUCAGAGCCUGGAACGCCAACAUGGAUAUACAAUAUAUUAUGGACCCGUACUCAUGCGUAGCUUACAUUCUAUCUUACAUCAGCAAAGCAGAAGCAGAAAUCGGAGAACUGCUAGCAGAUGCACAAAAAGAAGCUAGGGAGGGAAAUAAAGACGCAGCUUCGGCAAUGAAACAAAUAUCACACGUUUAUAUACAAAACAGAGAGGUGUCGGCCCAAGAAGCAGUAUACAGAAUUUGCAGUAUGCAUCUGAAAGAAUGUUCAAGACAGGUUCUUUUUAUCCCUACAGGAAAUGAUGCUUUUAGAAUGAGUCUUCCUUUGAGUGCUCUUCAUUCAAAAGAAGGAAGCAGCGAGGAUAUAUGGAUGCCAUCUAUCAUGGAUAAGUAUUACUCUCGCCCUGAUACAGAAGACUUUGAUGACCAAUGUCUAGCAGAGUUCUGUUCCAACUAUUGCUUCUAUCCAAAAUCAAGACCUCCAAAGGCAUCCAAAAAGAAUAAAGACAUUUCCUCAAUUCAUGAACUCCAGAAAGGAUUAGGAUAUAUUAAAAGAAGAAUGGAGGGAAAAGAGGCUAUUAUUCGGUACCCAAGAUUCAAUCGUCUUAAAAAUCCAAACGACUUCUACUUGUCUCUGUUACAACUAUACUUGCCUCACAGAAGACCAAUAGACUUAGCGUCUAAAGACUUAGAAGAAUAUAUUCAGCAUGCAAAAGUUGGGGACAAAAAUGUAUUAGAUAUUGUUAAUCAAAACAGAGGUCUCUUCGAGAAAGAUGUACAGGACCUGGAACGAGCUUGGGAAGAUGUUCAAGAGGGCCGUAUUGGAGAAGAUGCCUGGUCAGCAGUUGCCCCAGAGUGUGAGGCAGAGAGACUGAACAUUCAAGAGGAAAACAAGCAGCUUACUCAAGAAAAAGAGAACGAAGAAGAAAUUUCACCUGAUAUUGAACUUUUGGCAUCUUCAGAAAAAGAGAAAAGUAUGACUAAAUGUGUUACACAAUAUCAGAGGCCAAAACUCUCCCAAAAAGAAAUCCAAGAUUCGCUGAGAAACAUGAACGAAAAGCAACAAAGAAUAUUCUAUCAAGUUAGAGAAUGGGUUCUAAAAGUUUCAUGGAAUCAGCAUCCCGAGCCUCUACAUGUAUUUGUAACUGGAGGUGCUGGCACAGGAAAAUCACAUCUUAUUAAAUGUAUUUACCAUGAGACAAACAGAAUUCUAUCUAAAACAGUAGAAAACCCCGAUUCAGCGACAACUCUUAUAGCAGCUCCAACAGGUACAGCUGCUUUCAACAUUGGGGGCAUGACUCUCCAUUCGGCAUUUGGUAUCAGCAAGAACAUUAAACUUCCUUAUACACCUUUGGGAGAAAAUAUUUUAAACACAUUAAGAGCAAAGUAUGAAAAUUUGAAACUCAUCAUUAUUGAUGAAAUAUCAAUGGUGGACCAUAAACUUCUCACCUAUGUCCACGGCAGAUUAACUCAAAUUAAGCAGUCAAAGAAAGUUUUUGGGAAUGUUGCAGUAUUGGCCUUUGGAGAUUUCUACCAACUGCCACCAGUGAAAGCAUCACCACUCUAUAAAGUUAAGGAGUCUGUUAUGGUGGAUCUUUGGAACCCCUUGUUCUCUAAAGCUACGUUGACUGAGAUUAUGCGCCAGAAAGACGAUGCUAAAUUUGCAGAGAUGUUGAAUCGUUUACGAAUUCGAGGUCGAGGAGAACCGUUACUUCAACAAGAUAUUGAAAUGCUGCAAUCUGUAUCAUGUGAUUUGGCACCUAAGAAUAUGCAAGAUGCUCUUCACAUUUAUUCUCUGAAUAAAGAUGUUGCAACGCAUAAUGAGGCUAUGGUCGAUGCAAUUUGUCAUCCUUGUAUUUUAUCCACAGCAAAGGACUAUACAAGGAGUAGUGUAACUGGAAACUUGGUCUUAAGGUACCAACCUUACAGCUCCUCAUCACAAGAAGACCUCCCAGAAGUACUAAAAUUAGGACUGAAUGCAAGGGUGAUGUUAACUCGAAAUAUCGACACCGAAGACGGUCUUGUGAAUGGCGCAUUUGGAACUAUUACUGCUAUAGACCAACCUCAGGAAAAUAAUGUUAGAGCUGUUUACGUUAAAUUUGACAACAACACAAUAGGAAGAAAAGCAAAAUCCAAAGCAGUCUCAGACAUACCAGGAUCAGAAGGUGCAGUCAGAAUCACACUAUUUGAAGAUUCUCUUGCUGGUAAAAAUGCAGUUAGAAGGCAAUUUCCUCUCAAGCUUGGCUGGGCUGCAACAAUACACAAAGUACAAGGAAUGACUUCCAAUCGUGUAAUUGUUUCACUUAACAGAGUAUUUCAGCCUGGCAUGGCAUAUGUUGCACUAAGCAGAGCAACUGCCCUUGAAGGAUUACGCAUAAUAAACUUUGAUAUGAAUAGCAUAUUUGCCUCUGAAGAUAUCAAAAAAGCUUUGGAAAAUAUGCCAGACUUUCUCCCCCCGAACGAUCCAAACAUUGAAAGUAACUCGUUAAAGAUAGCUUUACACAAUACAGAAGGCCUUAUUAUCCACAAAAGGGACAUUGAAAGCGCACAGAUUCUUAAUGAUGCACACGUGAUAUGUUUCACCGAAACCUGGUUGAAAAAAGAUGACUAUAUCCCAAAAUCAAUCUUACCAAACUCGAUGGUAUAUUCAAUGCCUCGAAAAGAAGCCUACUCUUCUGCUGACCAGACAUUUCGACAAUUUGCGACAAUGGAAAGAGGAGGUGUUGCAAUAUUUACAAGAGACGUGGAAAGUACAUUAUACGAUACCCGUACUGCAAAUUUGGAGUGCGUAGCGGUAAUGAUAAAGAAACCAAUCAGUGUAGCAGUGCUGGUUAUCUACCGCCCUCCAAUAUACUCUUUAACCAAAUUUAAAGAGCGCCUAGAGAGUCUUCUUCUCCGGAUCGCUGCAGACAUAUCUUCACCAGUUAUCAUUCUUGGGGAUUUUAAUGAUAACGCGCUCAACACAGCACCGUGUUUGCAGGAAAUAUUUACCAAAUAUGGUUACCAACAGCUUGUAAAAUCACCAACAACAGAGUCUGGGACAUGCCUCGAUCUGGCUCUAGUAAAAGGUUUUGAUGAGCUUCCAAGAGUGACUGUGAAACCCAUUUAUUAUAGUUUUCACGAUGUUAUCUACAUUGAAUGUAAAACAUAA
Molecule: messenger RNA, 6780 nt
Organism: Saccostrea cuccullata (small rock oyster)
Lineage: Eukaryota; Metazoa; Mollusca; Bivalvia; Ostreida; Ostreidae
Exons: 1
Coding region: 1-6780 (2259 amino acids)
Biological process (GO): telomere maintenance; DNA repair
Molecular function (GO): ATP hydrolysis activity; DNA helicase activity
Source: RefSeq, a predicted model, not a curated record